Messenger RNA from Lycium barbarum (goji berry), 4158 nucleotides. RefSeq names its product tRNA(adenine(34)) deaminase, chloroplastic. Gene Ontology annotation, molecular function: tRNA-specific adenosine deaminase activity. The record is from RefSeq and is a predicted model, not a curated record. Lineage: Eukaryota; Viridiplantae; Streptophyta; Magnoliopsida; Solanales; Solanaceae. Gene Ontology annotation, cellular component: chloroplast. The transcript is spliced from 4 exons. The coding region runs from base 43 to 3927 and encodes 1294 amino acids. Gene Ontology annotation, biological process: tRNA wobble adenosine to inosine editing.
CAUUGAACAAUUUUUUUUUUAUUUUUUUUUUCUAUCUUAGCCAUGUAUAACUCAUGUGUAAGUUCAACUCUUACACUAAAGUGUAAAGGGUCAUCUUCAUUUUCAUGUUAUGAUUACUCAUAUUGCUCAAAUGAUAGAUUUAGUAGAUACCCUUUAUCUUAUUCUUCCUCAUCAUGUUGUUCUUGUUGUUCAAAUGCUAUGUAUAGAGUGCCUGUUUGCCCUAGUUCUUUAUAUGGGUUGAGACAAUCUACUUUAAUUCAAUGUAAAAAAAUGAUCUUUAGUGGUUUAGAGAGACAUUGUUAUUCAAGAUUUCCUGUUUAUGAUGAAAAAGUUUGUUCUUUUAAGGGAAAUGGUGUGAGUAGAAGUGGAGGGAAAUGGGGUAAAGGGAGAUAUAAGUGUUUGGUGUUUGAGGAAAUGAGUGAAGAAAGUAGUGUUUCGGAGUUCGAUGAGGCUGAGGUUAUGCUUAGUUUGUUGACUGAAGAUGUGGAUGAGGAGUUGUUUAGUGUGAGAGAGAGAAAUGUAAGGUCAAAUAAGGGAAUAGACGCGGAGAAAAGAAAAAAUGGGGGUGUUACUAAUUAUGUUGGUAAGAAGAAAAGGGAUGAAUCGGGUAAUAUGGGGAGUAAAUUGAAGUAUAAGUAUGAAUAUGAAGUGAUUCCAUCAAGAAAGGAGGAUAAGAAAAGUGAUGAACUGGGUGCUACUAAUUAUGUUGGUAAGAAGAAAAGGGAUGAACCGGGUAAGUAUAAGUAUGAAUAUGAAGUGAUUCCGUUGAGAAAGGAGGAGAAGAGAAAGGAAGAGAAUAGGAGGGAAGAAGAGAGGGCAUCAUUGUUAAGGAGAGAGAGUCGAAGGACAAACCAUAAGGAUGAAAGAUCUUCCUUAUUGAGGGAGAGUCAUAAAGAUCGAGCAAGAGAAGAAGAGACGGAAGCAUUGUUUAGGAGAGAGAGCAGAGGGACAAGGCAUAAGGAGGAAGAAAGAGCUUCCUUGUUGAGGGAGAGUCAUAGAGAAAGAGCAAGAGAAGAAGAGAGGGAAAGUUUGUCAAGAAAGGAGGACCACAGGCAGAGACUAAGGAAAGAUGGCUCGAGCUGCUCUUCGUACUAUUCUGCCUCUUCAACCGGUGACCUUGAUAUUGAUAUUGAUAGUGAUAUGCAGAUUGAGGAUGAGCGUUUUGAGGAAGAAUCGUCAAGGAAGCAUGAAGGAGAUUUGAAGAGUGAAGUUGUUGCUCGAUAUGACAGAGUGGAUGGAACGGAUCGGAAUAACACUACUAAACAAGGGGUUGUCUCACGGAAGGACGAUUCUGAAGUUAAAUUGUAUGGUGAGGCUGGUGACUGGAGAAAGAAGUCAGAGAAGAGGCUUACUGACAUAUCAGUUGAGGAGAAAAAGGAAUCAAGGGAGAGGCAUUCGAGGAUAUCUCAGAUUCAUGGAAGUAGUUCUGAACAGGUUUCUGGUUCCUCCAUGAAAUAUGAUGACACAAAGCAAGAAUCAGCUUCUAUUACAAAGUUCGAGGGGCAGACAACUGGACAAUCUAAUACAAAUAUAAAGUAUAAACAAUUUGUGGAUACAUCUGAGAGUCAUGACCUUAGAUCUAGAACUGCUUACGGCGCAAGGAAAUCUUAUAAUGAAACAGAAGAAACCUCCAACGAGGCUCUAAGUCAAAUUCAGCAAGCUAGAGAAGAAUACAGUAAGAAAAUUGGGAGCAUCAUAAGGGAAGAUGAACAUAGGAGAAGAUCUCAUAGGCUCAAUCAAGAGUCUAAUUUCCAGAAAAAUGACAUUAGGACGGAGUCGGCCAUUCAGGGAGUCUCUGAUACUGAACUCAGGAAGAAGGUAUCAAACGAGCACCGCCAAUCUAGUCAGAUCACCGAGCUAGUGGAGUUGAGAGAAAAAGCUGAACAAUUAAUUAAAGCAGACGAAAAGAAAACUCAUGAUUCACACAGGAAAUCAGAGACAAGGAUGAAGAACCAGGAAGAUUAUACAAACCUUCUCAACAAGUUAUCAAUAGAAUCCAAGGAGCACUCGUCCCAAGCCAGAAUAAGAGACGCAAGAAGCACAAAAUCAGUAAUGGAAUCACACGAGAAAAAAACUUUACUGGGUGCGUCGAGUACGUCAACUACUCAUUCUAGUGACACUAGCAGUGUUGAAGUAACACAAGCAAACAAAAAAGAGGUGAAAGCAUCUUCCCAAGUAUUAUCAAGACACUCAUCAAUGAUUGAGUCAAAGACUGGGUUUUCAACUCAAGGAGUUUCUGAUUCAGGCAUACAAAAACUUACCCCAGAUAGGCCUUCACAACUUCAGCACAAAACACAUGGUGAAGCCAGAAGGGAUGAGGUUCUUGUUCAGCCUUGGGGUUUCUCAUCCCAUGAAGAUGCAAUUGGUUCCGCUGAUCGAUUGCAGAAAUCCUCGACUCAGUAUGUUGGCGAAUUUGUAGAGAAGGUCAGGCAUGAGAUUUCCAACUCUGAGAUUCUGAAGGAGAAAAAGACCUCUGAGACAAAGUUAAUUAACGAGGAAGAGCAGCAUACUCAAAAAGUCGUAGGCCAACAUGGUUAUGGUGAUUCUCAAUCAAAUGAGCAUGAAUCAAGGCAAUCCUCGUUGGUUUCAGGGGCUAAGGGACCUUCAGAUGAAAUGUGGGAUGUGACUGAGCCGUCUGUCCAAGAACCUCCUGAGACACAAGUAUCAGAGGAUUCAGACAAAGAGAAAACAGCUAUUGUCAAGAGAAGUGGUAGGUCCUUGUGGAAUAUUAUUGGAGAUAUUGUUCAUAUGCGAUGGAUGUCUCAUUCUGAUCGGCAUACUUCGGCCUCUAAGUCUGGUCGAAGGAGCUCACCUAAUCAAUCCAUAAGUAGUGAAACAUGGUUUUCUGGUCAUGAAACAGAGGAUAACAAUAGUGAGAAUGCAAAAAGCAUCAGAAGGUUGAACCAAGUGAAAAAGGUUCGCUCUCAUAGUCAUGGAGAAGCAUCCAGCUCAUCAAGCUCAGGGGAACAUACGAAGCACACAUUGGUGGAAACAUCAUCGUCACCAAUUGUUUUAGAAAGCAUUUCACCAUCCAAAACUAUUCCAUUGCCUUCUGCUGAAGGUGGGCUUCCGAUUUCUUCAAUUCCGGUGAGAACAUCACCACCCAUUAUAGAAGAAAUAGCAGAAGUUGGACAAGGUGUUCCAUCCAGCAGUAGCAAAGGGCAAGCAGGUUCCACUGUCUCCGGUGAGGUAUCAGGUUCUAAGGUUAAAGAUGCUGAAAUGAGACGGGGAAAGUUUCAGAGGUCCGAUCAAUUUGUAAAAGACAGGUUUGAUGAGUGGGAAGAGGCAUUCCAGCUCGAAAGCGAGCAGCGAAAAAUUGAUGAAAUGUUUAUGAGGGAAGCACUAAUGGAAGCCAAAAAGGCUGCUGAUAAUUGGGAAGUACCUGUUGGUGCUGUGCUGGUCCAUGAUGGAAGAAUAGUUGCUCGUGGAUGCAACCUUGUAGAAGAACUGCGCGACUCUACCGCCCAUGCAGAAAUGCUCUGCAUACGUGAGGCUUCAAACACACUUCGGACAUGGAGACUUUCGGAUACCACACUUUAUGUAACACUAGAGCCAUGUCCUAUGUGCGCUGGAGCAAUACUUCAAGCUAGAGUUGAUACUGUUGUAUGGGGAGCUCCGAAUAAGCUCCUAGGGGCUGAUGGAAGCUGGAUCAGGCUGUUCCCUGAUGGAGACGGAGAAAAGAAUUUGGAACCAACAGAUAAACCUCCUGCACCAGUUCAUCCUUUCCACCCAAAAAUAACAAUCCGACGAGGAGUGCUGGCGUCGGAAUGUGCAGAUGCAAUGCAGCAGUUCUUUCAACUAAGAAGGAAGAAGAAGGAAAAGAAGUCGGAUCCUCCAACACCACCUUCAUGUCUAACCAUUUCAAGUCACCAACCGAAAAUUUUCAGCAAGAUUCACGACGUGUUUCAUAUCAUGUUCUGCCUGUGAUUUUUGUUUCUGAAGUUCAUAUUGCUGCAAAAUUGUAGUGAUAGAACUCUCUUUCUUCGCUGUAUUCAAAUUAAUGAUUUAGCCAACAACUUCUGUUCUUUAAACAACUGAGUCAAUUACUUAGUCAAUGUGUUGUACUUCGAGAUUAGAGUCGUAGUCUAAUGGUUGCAACUUGCAAGCACAUUUUUUUACUGGUUAGUGCAUAGUUUUAUGACUUAAAGUUUUACUCUA